CUCCGAUGACGCGGGACGCCAAGUGCGUGGGGAUUCCCGCGGCCCUGGCCACUACCCGGCCUGCCCCGCGGCAAGAUGGCGACCUGAACGCAGCUGGCAGCGGCGGAAAGCUUAGAUCAGCCUUUCCACAGCUCCUGUAGCAGCAUCUGCCCCAAUUUCAGCAGAAGAUUCAGGUGCCCCAGGGACUGGAAGAAAUUACAUUGUCUACUUGGAAAGAAGAAGAAAUAGCGACUUGCCCCAGCCCAACCCCAGAGCGGGAGCUGUUGGCCAAAGGAAGUGGAGGGGCCGUGGGAUGCGGAGAGCCAAGGGCUAACUCUCGGACGGCGGAACGGAGAGAGCUGCCGACAAACAGACGCAGGUGGAGGAGCUGUCACCUCCCAGAAUGACCAGUGCCGCCCCCGCCCCUGCUAAGAAACCCUACCGUAAGGCACCACCAGAGCAUCGGGAGCUGCGAUUGGAAAUUCCUGGAUCUCGGCUUGAGCAGGAGGAACCCCUGACUGACGCAGAAAGGAUGAAGUGAGUAUCUGCUGCCUGAGAUGCUGCCUGAGAUACUGCCCUGCCUCAACUCUGUCCCUCUUAGCGGCAGGCUAGGCUAUUGGUACAGUUGGACUUUCCCGUGGAUUAGGUGGAAGUAAAGGUUGGGAUGGGUUGUUUUAGGGACUCUGGGAGGAGUUUUGAUGUUGUGGAUAUUUUUUUCUGGCAAAUGGGAUUUUAUUGUUCCAUGGGCUUCGAGAGAGCAUAGAAUCAGGAGGUGAAUGGCACUGAGGGCCCUGCUGUUCUUGCUAAGGAGCCCUUCCCCAGCUCCUCGUUCCUGUACCAGCUGCCACCCUUGCAGCCCUUUCUUAGCCACAUGAGGCCUCUGGAGAGGAGGGCAGUGCUGGGCUGCAUUUCCAAGAGAUGAAUAAUGGAGAAGCCUGACUGUGCAGAGGGGAAACUGGAGCUGGGGGCUUAGUGGCCGACUGACAUGGGCUGUAACCAGAGACAGGCUGGGAGCCGUAUCCCUAACCCCAAUUCUGUCUUUUCAUUCUCCAAUAGUGAAGGGAGGCUGGAUUGUCCCCUACCAUCCCCUCUUCCUCCCCUGAACCUCCAACCCAGGCUGUGUUCCCAGGGCCAGCAGGCCUAUGAAAUAUGCUGCCUUAGACUCAAGCUCUGGUUGAGUCCUCGUGUCAUCCCUUCCUUCCUGAGCCCACUCUGGAGCUCCAGGGCAUGCCCUUCUAUCUCUCAUACCCCUCUGCCCUUGAUCCCACAACACCCUGCCAGGCUCUUGCAGCAGGAGAAUGAAGAGCUUCGCCGGCGCCUGGCCUCCGCCACCAGACGCACUGAGGCCCUGGAACGUGAGCUGGAAAUCGGGCAGGACUGCCUGGAGCUGGAGCUGGGCCAGAGCCGCGAGGAGCUGGACAAAUUUAAGGAUAAGUUCCGCAGGCUGCAGAACAGCUACACAGCUUCCCAGCGGACCAACCAGGAGUUGGAGGACAAGCUGCACACACUGAUCAAGAAGGCUGAGAUGGAUAGAAAGACGCUGGACUGGGAGAUUGUGGAGCUGACCAACAAGCUGCUGGAUGCCAAGAACACCAUUAACAAGCUGGAAGAGCUCAACGAGCGGUACCGACUGGACUGCAACCUGGCUGUGCAGCUCCUCAAGUGCAACAAGUCCCACUUCCGAAACCACAAGUUUGCUGAUCUGCCCUGUGAGCUACAGGACAUGGUUCGGAAACAUCUGCACAGUGGUCAAGAGGCUGCCAGCCCAGCUCCUGCUCCCAGCCUAGCCCCAGGGGCUGUGGUGCCUACCUCGGUCAUUGCCCGAGUGUUAGAGAAGCCGGAGUCUCUACUGCUCAAUUCAGCCCAGUCAGGCAGUGCCGGGCGCCCCUUGGCUGAGGAUGUCUUUGUGCAUGUGGACAUGAGCGAGGGUGUCCCAGGUGAUCCAGCCAGUCCGCCGGCCCCUGGCAGCCCCACCCCGCAACCCAAUGGGGAGUGCCACUCUCUGGGUACUGCCAGGGGCUCCCCGGAGGAAGAGCUGCCCCUGCCAGCCUUUGAGAAGCUGAGCCCCUACCCAACCCCAUCUCCACCACACCCACUGUAUCCUGGCCGCAGGGUAAUAGAGUUCUCUGAGGAUAAGGUUCGGAUCCCCCGCAACAGCCCCCUGCCCAACUGCACUUACGCUACCCGCCAGGCCAUUUCACUGAGCUUGGUGGAGGAGGGGAGUGAGUGGGCCCGCCCUAGCCCAGUGCCCAGUACCCCUGCCUCAGCCCAGGCCUCACCCCACCACCAGCCCAGCCCAGCGCCCCCAACACUCAGUGCCCCAGCUAGCUCUGCCAGCUCUGAAGAGGACCUGCUGGCCAGCUGGCAGCGGGCAUUUGUGGACCGUACUCCGCCACCUGCCGCUGUGGCCCAGCGCACAGCCUUUGGACGUGACGCCCUCCCUGAGCUGCAGCGCCAUUUUGCCCAUAGCCCUGCUGACAGAGAUGAGGUGGUCCAGGCACCUUCUCCCCGACCUGAAGAGAGUGAACUUUUGCUACCCAUAGAACCUGACUCUGGCUUUCCCAGGGAGGAGGAAGAAGAGCUGAACCUGCCCAUCAGCCCUGAGGAAGAGCGCCAGAGCCUGCUGCCCAUUAACAGUGGCACAGAGGAGGGGUCAGGCACUUCCCACACCGAGGGCAGGGCCUGGCCACUCCCCAGCUCCAGUCGCCCCCAGCGCAGCCCCAAGAGGAUGGGGGUUCACCACCUGCACCGCAAGGACAGCCUGACCCAGGCCCAGGAGCAGGGCAACCUGCUCAACUAGGGCCUCUGGUGGCCUUCCUGCCAUUGCUGCACCGGGACUGCAAGAAGGCCCCAUACCUUGGCAGCUCAGGGUCCCCAGUCCAAGCCCUUGACCUCUUCCCAAUCCAUACCUGCACAGCUGUUCCCUGUGUGGGUGGGGUCAGGUGGUGGGCCAUGCCAGGCCUGUCAGCUGCGUUGACUGACCACGGCAGCUUGCCUCAUGGUUUUCCCCUUUUCUUAGAAUAUUUAUUCUCCACAGAUAACAUGCAGUUGGGUCUCAAGACCUUUUCUCCAAUCAGCCCAACCCAGCCCAGAUUGGGCUGUUCUGGGGAGCUGAGGAGUUUAUCAGUAUUCAUCUCCCAUCCUCCUUUCAUAGUCACAAGUUUUGUUAUUUUGUUUUUUUUGGGGGGGUGGUGGUGUAAUUGUUAACUUCAUUUCUGUUUCCUACCUGUUUGCUUUCCCCCCCAAUCCUCCGCAUGAGCUGUUGCCCUCCAGGGGCCCGGCACAGCUGGCCUUGGGGACCAGGGAGAGGAAUGACUCAGGGCCCCCUCAGCUGUCUCUUCCCUCCCUCUGGAAAGGAGGGUGGGGCUCAGGGGCCUCAAGCUGCGCUCUGGGUGAGGCCUGGCCUCCACUCCCAACCUUGGCUCUAGACUGUUACUCCAAGCUUUGGGAAAUUUUCACAUUGAUGACUAUUUUAAAAUCAAAUAAAACUAUUUUACUGGUAUG
Molecule: messenger RNA, 3483 nt
Organism: Rhinopithecus roxellana (golden snub-nosed monkey)
Lineage: Eukaryota; Metazoa; Chordata; Mammalia; Primates; Cercopithecidae
Gene: TJAP1
Product: tight junction associated protein 1
Exons: 9
Coding region: 965-2779 (604 amino acids)
Biological process (GO): Golgi organization
Cellular component (GO): trans-Golgi network
Source: RefSeq, a predicted model, not a curated record